Molecule: messenger RNA, 1513 nt
Organism: Setaria italica (foxtail millet)
Lineage: Eukaryota; Viridiplantae; Streptophyta; Magnoliopsida; Poales; Poaceae
Product: aspartyl protease family protein At5g10770
Exons: 2
Coding region: 7-1431 (474 amino acids)
Biological process (GO): proteolysis
Molecular function (GO): aspartic-type endopeptidase activity
Source: RefSeq, a predicted model, not a curated record
CAAGCCAUGGCUUCUCUGGUGCGGCGGUGCAUGAUGCCUUACGGCUGCUGCCUCGCGGCUCUUCUCGCGCUGGCAGCUCUCGCCUCUCCUGGCCGUCUCGGUGCGGCGGCGGCGGCCGAGGGCAGUGGAGUGAAGUGGCACGUCGUCAGCGUCAGCUCUCUGCUGCCGAGCGCGGCCUGCACGGCCACGGCAGCGGCACCCAACUCGUCGGCGCUCCGCGUCGUGCACCGGCACGGCCCGUGCUCGCCGCUGCGGUCACGCGGCGGCCCACCGUCUCAUGCGGAGAUCAUGGGCCGGGACCAGGAGAGGCUCCACGCCAUGCACCGCAGGGUCCCCAAGGGCGCGAACGUGACCCUGCAGGCGCGCUGGGGCAAACCCCUGGGCACCAGCAACUACUACAUCUCGGUCGGCCUCGGCACGCCGGCGAGGGACCUGUCGGUGGAGUUCGACACCGGCAGCUCCCAGUCGUGGGUGCAGUGCAAGCCGUGCGCGGACUGCUACGAGCAGCACGACCCGCUCUUCGACCCCAGCAAGUCGGCGACGUACUCCACCGUAUCCUGCGCUGCGAAGGAGUGCCGCGAGUUCGGCUCGCAGAACUGCUCAUCGGGCAACAACUGCCGGUACGAGGUUUCGUAUGCAGACAAGUCGCGGACCACGGGCACCCUCGCGCGGGACACGCUGAGACUGACGCCCGCUACGACCGUCCGGGGCUUCAUGUUCGGGUGCGGGCACAACGACGCCGGGGUGUUCGGCGAGGUCGACGGGCUCUUCGGCCUCGGCCGCGGGAAGGCGUCCUUGUCCUCACAGGCCGCGGUCGUGUACGGCGACGCGGGGUUCUCCUACUGCCUCCCCUCCUCGUCGAGCACCGUGGGGUACCUGACCUUCGGUGGAGCCGCAGCCGCCCCCGCGAACGCGCAGUUCACGGCGAUGGUGAGCGGCCAAGACGACGGGUCGUGGUACUACCUCAACCUCACCGGCAUAAAGGUCGGCGGGAAGGCGAUCAAGGCGCCCUCGGCCGCGUUCGCGACGGCGUCCGGGACGAUCAUUGACUCGGGCACGGCGUUCAGCCGCCUGCCGCCGCGCGCCUACGCCGCGCUCCGGUCGGCGUUCCGGCGCGCCAUGGCCAAGCACGGGUACAGGAGGGCGCCCGCCUCCCCGCCCUUCGACACGUGCUACGACCUCUCCGGGCACGAGGUCGUGCGGGUGCCGUCGGUGGUGCUGGUGUUCGCCGACCGCACCGCCGUGGCCCUCGACCCCAGCGGUGUGCUGUACGCGUGGGACGAAGCGUCCCAGGCGGCGUGCCUGGCGUUCGCGCCCAACACCGACGAGACGUACCUGGGCGUGCUCGGGAACGUGCAGCAGAGGACGCUCGCCGUCGUCUACGACGUGGGCAACCGGAGGGUCGGGUUCGGCGCCAAGGGUUGCGCCUGAGAUCGAUCGUAGUAGUAGUACUAACUGUAAACGAUCUAUGGCUGAAGUAUGAGCACUCAGUACUGCUAUCCUUUAAUUUUUC